AUGAAAGUUGCUGAUACAGACGGUACAGAGGCUAUAGGGCAAGAAGAAGUUCUCUACGCGUUGAAGGUCUGGAAUACGUACCGCCAUGCAAAAGGACAGAUCAGGGAGUACUUCAAUAAGUACGAUUUGUCGCGCGAUGGUUGCUUGGACCGUGAUGAAUUGAAGUUGUUCCUGGUGGAUCUCAACGACGGCUUUAAGGCGAGGACGGCCACGCCCGCAGUCAGCAACGAGGAGGUUGAUUGGGUCUUCACCAAAGCUGAUGUGCUCGGACACGGCAAGAUACAUGAAGUGGAGUUCUUGUCCGCAGUCAGCGCCUGGUAUGCUAACGUUGAAGAUAAAGAGGACGAGAGAUGCUGUCGCAUCGUCUGA
Molecule: messenger RNA, 369 nt
Organism: Perkinsus marinus ATCC 50983
Lineage: Eukaryota; Perkinsozoa; Perkinsida; Perkinsidae
Product: calmodulin-4, putative
Exons: 4
Coding region: 1-369 (122 amino acids)
Molecular function (GO): calcium ion binding
Source: RefSeq, a predicted model, not a curated record